AUGACAGCGGUCGAGAUGAAAACCGAAUUCGGCUAUACUGAAGUUGCUGUCGAGGAUCUUUGCACAACAUCGUAUUCAUACGGGGACGAUGAUGAUAUUAUUUGCUUGGACUGUGAUGAUGUCCCGACUUCUUCUUCAACGCUUGUCCAGAAUGUCCAACCAGAGCCAGAGCCAGAGCCGUCCCAAGUGUCUAGACUCCUGCUACAGAUUGUACGAUUGCAUCUAAGUGAGCAAUGCAAAUCCCCUGGUUGCAUGGCAGUGAUGGAAGAAACACAAACACUGCGAAAGAAAAUGAAUACAUUAGAAGAUUUGAGUACGAGACUCCGUCGAAUAUGCAGUACUCAACAAUCUGCGAACACCGGCGAGACCUCUGGCUACGAAACAGCCCAAUUUCCCUCAGCAGAAGGUUGCAAAUGUUCCUCAAACAGUCAACCACUCAUUUCAUAACUCUCCUCGUCCGGAGCCUCCAGUAAUUGUAAGGAGAAAUGCGCGGAGUGAAGCGAAUAUUCCAAAUGCGGGUGACCGAAGGGCAUCAUUUAAUAAAAGCCCUGUACAGCGUGUUGAUCGAACUCCCCAACGUGUUAAUGGAGCGGCUAAAACUCCUUUGCGCACCCCUCAAGCCCCUCCCACUAUCCAACGAAUGCCUCCCACCCCUACCAUUCCGGCAUCGCCUCAGACUCCUGCAAAUAAGACCUCUUCAAAGAGUGGUCGUUUGAAAUUAGAAGUGCCUUUUGCACACGAGAAUUCGCUUAUCAACUUCUCUUCACCCAUAGAGAACCCUAUGCUAGAUUAUCCUAUGGAAUGUCAACGUUGCAAAAUUGCUGGUCCUAAGGAUUUAUCUCUAGAAAUCAAAACUGAGCCUUCCAAUUUCCUUCUGACAAAGAAAGUUCAAGGCGUUAUCAAAUGCAAUCCUAUCCAUGCUUUCCCAAAGAAGGUUAGAAUAUUCUGUUAUAUGGAAAGCGCUGUCAACGUUCGGCGAUGGACGUCCAGUCUUUUGUGUAAUCUAGCCUCUUCAGAAAGGAUCAAAUUUGAAAUUGUGUUCAGUAAAGAUCAACAAAUUGCACAAUUCGAUCGGGUAGUAGCAUUUGCAUACGGGACUUUUGGUAACGAUAAAUAUGUCACCGAUCGUAUUAUAUUCAACGUCGGAUAUCAAACAAACGGAGUUUAUGAGAAUAAACAAGCUGGAACUGCACCUAAUGUCGCUGAGCCAAUGGAAACGGAUUCAAUUUCCCCACCGUCUGCUGAUAGAAAUGGACUGCGUAGAGAAUUAGAUGAUUCCAACUUCGAAGUAUAUCGUCCAUAG
Messenger RNA from Haemonchus placei, 1303 nucleotides. NCBI's taxonomy places the organism in Eukaryota, Metazoa, Nematoda, Chromadorea, Rhabditida, Trichostrongylidae. The record is from the annotation of a GenBank genome assembly.